CAACAUCUCCCUCAUCAGUAUCAGGUCCUGCCUCCCGGUCAACUCACAAUGAAGUUCUCCAUCGGUGUCUCCCUGCUGGCCACCUUGGCCAGCGCCGUCAACGUUGACAUGGCCAAGCGCGACACGUCCCCUCUCGAUGUCAAGCUUGAGGCCGUUGGCAACUCCGGUGUCAAGGCCGUCCUCACCAACACCGGCGACUCCGACAUCAAGCUCUUCAAGACCGGUACCUUCCUCGACAGCGCCCCCGUCGAGAAGGUUGAGGUUUUCGCUGCCGGCAACAAGAUCGACUUUGACGGCGUCCGUCUCCAGAUCGCCACCUCGGGCCUGAGCGAGGACGCUUUCCAGAUCGUCGCCGCCGGCCAGAGCCUCGAGGUCGAGUUCGACGCCGCUGAGCUCCACGACCUCAGCAAGGGCGGCGCUGUUGACAUCGUCACCCAGGGCUCGUUCCUGUACGCCGACGCCGACUCCACCGAGAUCGCCGGCACCGUCCCCUUCUCCAGCAACAGCGUCCACACCGAGAUCAACGGCGACGAGGCCGCCUCCGCCCGCGCCGCUUUCCUGGCCAAGCGCACCAUUGUCCAGUCUGACUGCACCGGCACCCGCCGCACCGCGACUGUCAACGCCAUCAGCCGCUGCCGUUCUCUUGCUGUCGCUGCCUCCCAGGCCGCCGCCUCCGGCCCCGCCGCUCGCAUGACCGAGUACUUCAAGUCCUCGACCACGGCCACCCGCAACUCCGUUGCCACCGUCUUCCGCAACAUCGUCUCCGAGUGCGGCAGCACCACCUCCGGCGUCUCCCGCCAGUACUGCACUGACGUCUACGGCGCCUGCUCCGGCGGUGUCAUCGCCUACACCGUGCCGGCCCAGAACUACAUGGUCAACUGCCCCUACUUCUUCAACAACAUGGCCGCCGCCUCUUCGACCUGCCACGCCCAGGACCAGCAGACCACCAUCCUCCACGAGAUGACCCACCUUCGCCAGAUCAAGGGCACUUCCGACUACGGCGGAUACGGAUACAACUUUGUCCGCAGCCUGUCCGCGGCUCAGAACCUGAACCACGCCGACACCUACACCCUUUUCGCUCAAUCCAUCUACGCCGGUUGCUAAGCGACUCGCUGCUGUCGGUGACACGAGAUGCCUCCCGGGCUUCAAUAACGGUCGUAUAGAGAGGGAUGGAUUUUGCAAUUGUGGUUUUUGACUGGGUACGUGUUUCCUUGGGCGUUGCCCCUAAUGCGCGGGAAAUGUCUUGCCGGUCUUUACUAUAUUGGAUAAGUAUUCCAUCUAGUGCGGAUGUAGGGGUUACGAAUCACAUGAUCUUCUAAGCCAACAUGCUCUCGUGACAAGCAGUGUCCACCGA
Colletotrichum destructivum is the source of this 1354-nucleotide messenger RNA. Its product is annotated as Putative peptidase M35, deuterolysin, metallopeptidase, catalytic domain superfamily. Gene Ontology annotation, biological process: proteolysis. The transcript is spliced from 5 exons. NCBI's taxonomy places the organism in Eukaryota, Fungi, Ascomycota, Sordariomycetes, Glomerellales, Glomerellaceae. The record is from RefSeq and is a predicted model, not a curated record. Bases 49 to 1104 code for a protein of 351 amino acids. Gene Ontology annotation, molecular function: metalloendopeptidase activity.